CCGGUCCGCCCGAAGGAAACGCAACGACGCGUUCCAUUUUUCCAGAAAGAAACGCGCCGCAGUCCCUCCCCCUCGAAGACUCCGCGGCCGGGUCCCCCACGUCAGCCGCCGCCGGCCGCCAUUGACUGCCCCCCCGCCCGCCGAAUCCCAGCCGUCCGCGCACCCCCACCGCCCCUCCUAAAACCGCGUCCUCGUCUUGCUCCGUCCCUGACUCCGCCCCCCUCAAGAACCCCCGCCGAUCGACCGUCUUCUUGAAUCUUGGAUCGCUCUCCGGCCGGCCAUGUCGAUCCGGAAGGCGCUGGGCGCGGUCAAGGACCAGGCCACCAUCGGCAUCGCCAAGGUGUCCAGCGCGGUGGCGCCGGACCUGGACGUGGCGAUCGUGCGCGCCACGGCGCACGACGACGGCGCCCCCGACGAGCGCCACGUGCAGGAGGUGCUCCGCCUCACCUCCGGCUCGUCCAGGGUCCAGGUCGCCGCCUGCGUCGCCACCGUGUCGCGCCGCCUCGCCAGGACCCGCGACUACGUCGUCACCGCCAAGUGCCUCGCGCUGCUCCACCGCCUCGUGGCCGACGGCGACCCGCACUUCCGCCACGAGCUCGUCCGCCCCGCUGUCUCCGCGGGCCGACGUGGUGGUGGUGCCGCGCCCGUGCUCGCCGCGCUCUCCGACUUCCGCGACGAGGCGCACUCCGCGUCCUGGGACCACUCCGCCUUCGUGCGCGCCUACGCGCUCUACCUCGACGACCGCGUCCGCUUCCUCCUCGCCCUCCUCCCCGCGCCCCGCACCGUGCGCUUCGCCGACCACGACGGGUUCGGCUACGGUGGCCGCGCCGCCGGGGGCGCCUCGCCGCCUCCGGACAUGACGGUCUCGGUGCACGACAUGGACGUCGAGGGGCUCCUGGCGCGCGGGCAGCAGCUGCGCCAGCUCAUCGACCGCUUCCUCGCCUGCCGCCCCACCGGGGCCGCCAGGCGCAGCCGCGUCGUGCUCGCCACGCUCUGGCCCGUCGUCAAGGAGAGCGCCAGGCUCUACGAGGACGUGGCCGUCGUGCUCGCCGUCCUGCUCGACCGCUUCUUCGACAUGGAGUACCCCGACUGCGUCAAGGCCUUCGAGGCGCACGUCAGCACCGCCAGGCUCGUCGACGACCUCCUCGCCUUCUACUCGUGGUGCGACGACGCCGGCGUCGCGCGCUCCUCCGACUUCCCCGAGGUCAAGCGCAUCGACGACAAGCUCCUCGAGACGCUCGAGCAGUUCGUGCGGGAGCGCGGCAGGGCAGGCCAGAACUCGCCGCCGCCGCUACAGCUUCAGCACGCUGUUCAAGAAGCUUCCCCGAGCGAGGACGAACACCACCAAGCAGAGUACGACAUGAACGGCAUCAAGGCGCUCCCGGCCCCAGAGCACGCCAACGCUGCGACGGUUGCGCGGUCAGAGCCGGCGAAAGCUAGCGCCCGGCCGGUGGCCAGGGUACCUGAUCAGACUAGUGACCUGGUGGACCUCAGGGAGUCCGCGGCAGGAGCCGACGAGCAGGGGAACAAGCUGGCGCUCGCGCUCUUCUCGGAGCCGCCACAGUCCGCGAACGGCAGCUGGGUGGCGUUCCCGUCCGACGACGGCGCCCCCAAGGCGGCGACGACCUCCGCGUGGCAGACGCCGGCGGCCGAGCCGGGGAAGGCCGAUUGGGAGCUGGCCCUGGUGGAGACGGCGAGCAGCCUGUCGCGCCAGACCGCGGCGCUGGGCGGCGGCAUGGACCCGCUCCUCCUGCACGGGAUGUACGACCAGGGCGCCGUCCGGCAGCACGCGCGCGCGCAGGCCGCGUCCGGGAGCGCGAGCAGCGUGGCGCUCCCUGGCGCGCCCGCCACCCACAUCCUGGCGCUCCCGGGCCCCGACGGCGCGGUCGGCGGCGACCCGUUCGCGGCCUCGCUGGCCGUGCCGCCGCCGUCCUACGUGCAGAUGGCCGAGAUGGAGCGGAAGCAGGAGCUGCUGGCGCAGGAGCAGAGGAUGUGGGCGCAGUACCGGCAGGGCGGGAUGCAGGGGCAGGCCGGCCUCAACGGGCUCGCCGUCGGCGGCGGCGGGAGCGCGUUCGCGUCCAACACCUCCGUGCCGAUGCCCAUGGCCUACCACGGAGCCGGCGGGUACUACUACUAGCUCCUCCUCCUCCUCCUCCUCGAGCCGAGCAGCCUCUGCUCGUUCCUGAUUGAUCGUUGAGCUUUUAUCUGUGAAUAAUAAUACUCUGAUCGUGAUUUGCCACCAGAAAAACUGUAAUCCGAAUUGAUUUGAUCCUGCUCGGACGCUGAGGUAACCAUGGCGAUUGAGAAUUUGAGAUUAAUGGUGAAAAAUAUACGGUGCAAUAGUAAACUACUGAUAAGAAAUCUGUUGUUUUCCCCUUGA
Molecule: messenger RNA, 2380 nt
Organism: Triticum aestivum (bread wheat)
Lineage: Eukaryota; Viridiplantae; Streptophyta; Magnoliopsida; Poales; Poaceae
Product: probable clathrin assembly protein At4g32285
Exons: 1
Coding region: 281-2137 (618 amino acids)
Biological process (GO): vesicle budding from membrane; clathrin coat assembly; clathrin-dependent endocytosis
Cellular component (GO): clathrin-coated vesicle; clathrin-coated pit
Molecular function (GO): clathrin heavy chain binding; phosphatidylinositol-4,5-bisphosphate binding; SNARE binding
Source: RefSeq, a predicted model, not a curated record